UUACGCACAAAUUAGAAACUCUGCCUUCAGGUUAGGUUGAUUCUUCAAACAGAGAUAAUGAUAUGGGUGGAUGACAGAAGAGAAAAUUAUUUGAACAAUUGCGUAUGAGAAUGAUAUAUUGUUAUCCAGCGGUGUGGUACCCAUUUCCUUGUUGCUAUGUAGCUACUGACAACAGCUGCAUCACCCGAUUGCAGCUGUGUCGUUCCGUAUCCCGUACGAAACGUUAGCUACAUGUGCUAUCAAGUCAACAUCCAAGCGAGAUGAUACUGUCUAUGACCUGCAGUUGGCCAUUUUUCCCAUAUUUUAUUAACUGGACGUUCGGAUAUACGUAUUGAAAAUGUCAAACAUAUCUAUAAAGUGAGUCGUGCUGGUGCAGCUUGCAUGAUUGUUUGGAGGACUGCACGCCAACGUUGGCACAAAAAAUAACAAUCGCUGUUUGCAUAUAGCCUGUUUGCUUCUAUUCUGCAUUCAAUGUCAAGAUUUCUCGCUGGGUUAAAACAUCUGCUUCUACAGUAAGAUAAAAUAGAAUACUAUCUUCUUUGGAUCCUUUUCUAUCAAAACGGUUGGGAGAAGAGGACCAGGGAAUCUAUUCUGAACUUAUGGACACAUUUUGCACGAAGGUCAUGACUCUGAGAGGAUGAUAAUGCUGGAAAAACAGAGCUCGACGCAGGAGAUCGGCGAAGAGGCCGAGGAGGGAGCCGUCUUCACCAUCACCCUGAGGAAAGUGCAGCUGCACCAGUCGGCCAGUAAGGGGCAGCGGUGGCUGGGCGUGGAUACGGACUCUGCCCUCAGCCUGUAUGAGACCUGCAAGGUGCGCACCAUCAAGGCGGGCACCCUGGAGCGGCUGGUGGAGUACAUGGUGUCUGCGUUCCGCGGCAAGGACUCCACCUACGUCACCAUCUUCCUCUGCACUUACCGCUCCUUCGCCUCCACCAAGCAGGUGCUGGACCUCCUGCUCAACAGGUAUGCCAAGCUGCAGAACAAGUCCACAGCAGAUGGAAGCAGACUCUUGCAGGAGGACUGCACAGAGCGGAGGAACACCGUCUCCUCCAUCCUGGGGGCGUGGCUGGACCAGUACUCUGAGGACUUCUGGACCCCUCCGGAGUACGGAUGUUUACACCAGCUGCUCUCCUACCUUCGCCUGCACUUCCCCGGUUCAGACCUGGAGCGGCGAGCUCGCAACCUGCUGGCCCACUUCCACCACCGGCAGCAGUGUGAGCCGGACCUUGACGUGGAGCAUAUCGGCUGCCCCUUCGCCACACAGGAAGAGAGCGGCUUUGAGGACGAGCUUCCUGGCCUGAACUUCCUGUCGUUCGACCCCAUCAUGGUCGCGGAGCAGUUUACACUCAUGGACGCGGACUUGUUCAAGGCAGUGGUCCCCUACCACUGCCUGGGGGGGAUCUGGUCCCAAAGGGACAAGAAGGGGAAGGAGCACCUGGCCCCCACCAUCAGAGCUACUGUGGCCCAGUUCAACUUUGUCACCAACUGUGUCAUCAGCACCUGCCUGAGCAACCCUACCUUGAAGCCCACCCAGAGAGCCAGGCUGGUGGAGCGCUGGAUCGAGGUGGCCCGGGAAUGUCGGAUCCUGAAGAACUUCUCGUCCCUACGAGCCAUCCUCUCUGCCCUGCAGUGUAACUCCCUCCACCGCCUCAAGAGGACCUGGGACGAGGUGUCCAGGGAGAAUUUCCGCACCUUCAGAGAGUUGUCCGAGAUCUUCUCAGACGACAACAACUACUCUCUGAGCAGAGAGCUCUUAGUCAAGGAGGGGACUUCCAAAUUUGCCACUCUGGAAAUCAACCCCAAACGAGCUCAGAGGAGACACCAACAGCAGAGAGAUCUGGGGGUGAUGCAGGGGACCAUUCCUUACCUGGGCACCUUUUUGACCGACCUAGUUAUGAUGGACACAGCCAUGAAGGACUACACAGAGGGUGGACUCAUCAACUUUGAGAAGCGGAGAAAGGAGUUUGAGGUGAUCGCCCAGAUCAAGCUGCUGCAGCUGGCCUCCAACAACUACAGCUUCACCCAGGACAGCCACUUCAGAGAGUGGUUCUCAGGGGUGGAGAGACUCAGUGAAGCGGAGAGCUACACACUGUCUUGUGAGAUCGAGCCGCUGUCAGAGUAUGCCAGCAACACUCUCAGAGCCAAGAAAAACGGGGGGAUAAUGAAACGCUGGAGCGAUCGCCAGCUGACCGAGGCAAGCUCCAGCAGCGCAGGAAGCUCCCAUUCCAAGUCCUUCGACCAGACCCACUUCAGGCUGUACCAGGGAGGGGGAGGGGACAGCGGAGACGCACUUAGCAUUGGCUCCAGUGGCUCCGAUCUGGAGGACGUUAACCCCGGUUUCCUGUCCGACUCACCAGAGGGCCACGAGAGGAAGACAUCUACACCCUCAGUAAAACAUUCGGUCUCCGCUUUGGGGAAAGAGGGCCAGACUCCUGAUCCAAACGCUACGUUCUGGGAGUCCACCUCUCUGUCGUCCCUGGACACCUCGGGGAUGGGCUCGGGCUCCAGCAGUGCCUCGUCAACCUCCGUCUCCUCCUCCACCCCCGUCCCCUCCUCCCGCUCCCACAAGCGCUCCGUGUCGGCCGUGUCCAACUACUCCAACCUCUCCCUGCCCCUCUACAACCAGCAGGUGGACGACUGCUGCAUCAUCCGCGUCAGCCUGGACGUGGAGAACGGGAACAUGUACAAGAGCAUACUGGUGACCAGUCAAGACAAGACCCCAGCCGUCAUCAGGAAAGCCAUGGUCAAACACAACGUGGAGCGAGAGAAAACGGAAGACUAUGAGCUGAUGCAGAAAAUUUCAGACGAUAAAGAGCUGCGGAUACCAGACAAUGCCAAUGUCUUCUAUGCCAUGAACUCAACUGCCAACUAUGACUUUGUUUUAAAAAAGCGAGGCUCAUCAAAGACAGGCAGGGCCAAAAGUGUUGCUAGCUCCACGCUGCCCCGCAUGAAACAGAAGGGUCUGAAAAUCGCCAAAGGGAUCUUCUGAGGACAUUUCUACCCUUAGAAGAAAAAGAAAAAAAAGAAAAAACUUCCAGUCCAAGUCUGCUGGAUGAAGGCCCUUUCUGUCCGAGGUGAAUGUUCCUCAGAGCUACAAUCAGUUGCAAAAGAACCCAGUUGAACUAAAGGACCUAUGACUAAACACUACAGAACCUUUGCGGAAAAGCAAUAGGAUGCUGUCCUGCUUCAGUCUGAGUGAAGGAACCCUUCAGAGUAAGCUGUCCUUCAUCUCACCUGGCGAUCAGAGAUAAUGAUGUCAACAGUGUUGUUUACCUGUGCAGGAUAUUAGGACCCCUUACAUGUGCUGCCCAAAUUCACAAUGCACACAGCCUUUAGAACAAUGAAAGACUGUGACGAUGUGACUAUUUUGGAUUCCGUGGAGGUGUGAAGAGCAUUAACUGUUUACUGCAGACGCUGCCGUACUCACUUUACAUGGGUUGACGUCUGUGCCAUUUCUGUCAUUGAAAAAAGGAGAUGAAAUGUAGAUCCAAGUGAUCCAAGUGUUUUUUUAUUGAUUCACAAACACUACAAGGACGGCUUCAGUUAUCUUUUGAAAAUAUUUCACCCGACGUGGGACAGAAUGUGUCAAAAAGAACAAGACUGAUGUAUGUUACAACAAAGUAUGAGAGAAACCUUAGGCAAGAAGGUGAUAUUGUGUCGAAUAUUUAAGGACCCCAUUUUAACAGUACAAUACUAUUUGGCCAAUGUGUUCUUUGGUUCUGCAGCUCUCUGCUUUGCUAUGGUGCUGAUAUUUGUUUAUUUUUUCCCCCCCCAAUCGCCAUUCUUUUUCACUUACAUUGGUUAUGGCAGGCAUUACUCUCGGACUCUCCUAUGACUGCAUUCAAUUUGGUUUGACUUAAAUAUCCACUUAUGCAGGGGCUCCUAUGAUGGCAUAUCCUUCAUUGCCUACAGGAAACAAAAGUGUUUUUUAAACCAUAGUAGUACUCGCCAGUACAUUCAGUGGGAUUUUGAUCAUCUGUUACUGCCUGAUGAAUGCCCUCGUGGAUGUUUAAACACCUGCCACAUGCAUGCAAGAGGAAGUCUAAUGUAAGGAAACAUUAUCCUAGAUUAGUUUAUUGGUGCCAAUCAUGUAUGAGCUUGCAGUUAAAGGUAUGCCAGUGCACAGUCUAUAUUAUGGUUAUCAAUAUUUCACUUAAUUUGCACUGUGGUACAUGCCGAUAGUCUUGUUGGGUGCAUGCUCUUUCUAAUAUCCUUCAUAGAUUGGUUUGAACAACGUUUGCCAAUAGGACAGAAGAGGUUGAAUGUGGUGAAGAUGUGGUGAUGUCUCUGGUUAAAGAGGUACUGGAGAGAUGUACAUGUAUUUGUUUUAGGAUGGAAGGCAUAUGCUUGGCUCUCUCUUCAUCACUGUGAUUCGCUCCCCCCCUUGCUAUUGAACACUGUGAUUUGGAUAUUUCCACUGUGCUAAUCACACUGAUUAGCUGCUUUUAUACUAAACACUGUGACUACUCACUAGUCUCUUGUUGUUAAUGCUUAAUAUGAAACUAUACUCUUAGUCUGUGAGCUGAGAUUAGUCAAAUGGCCCAAGAAGAUGUACCAAAAUUAUGGACAUUUAGAGUAGAGGGGCUGAUAAUUAAUUUCAUAUCAGAAUGUAAUGAACUAUUAAACUGUACAAUUAUUGUACAGUUUAAAAUGUAUUAAGCCAAUCUACAUUAGGGGACAUUCAUUGUGGUUACACAAGACAAACCCCCCCCCCAUAUACCAUCCCCAUGAAGAUGGCUUGAAGCAACAUUGGAAAGGAAAAAGCUAUGAUCCAUGUUCAAGCAUACUCGUUUUGUGUCACGGAAAGAUGUUAAUUGUCCUGUGAAACAAGUUUGUGACAUAUGGCCUGCCCCUGAAGUUUUAAUCAUUAUAUUGACCGGAAACUGGCUUUCUUUGCUUCAGCUGAUCUGUGUUCCUUCUGUGCAGAUCAGCACUGACUACAGUGUCUGGUGCCAUUGUUGUUUUCACAAAGGCUUGAGACCUUCAUAAUUGAUUGCAUUGACUUGUUAAAGAUUUUCUAAUCUUAAUUAUCUAAGAACACAUCAUUAAUUGUCCUAUGUUAUUGUUUUUGUUGUAUUAUUUAUUGAUUUGUACAUAGAUAUUUUGCUAUGCUUUGUACAGUAUUUCCUUUUUUGAGUUAGAGAUUAAUAUAUACUCAUGUAUACAAAUAAACACAAAGUUUCAGAAAGUAAAUCUUCCUGCUUCC
Messenger RNA from Osmerus eperlanus (European smelt), 5206 nucleotides. RefSeq names its product ral guanine nucleotide dissociation stimulator-like. The record is from RefSeq and is a predicted model, not a curated record. Gene Ontology annotation, cellular component: plasma membrane. Lineage: Eukaryota; Metazoa; Chordata; Actinopteri; Osmeriformes; Osmeridae. Gene Ontology annotation, biological process: Ras protein signal transduction; positive regulation of GTPase activity. The coding region runs from base 638 to 2989 and encodes 783 amino acids. Gene Ontology annotation, molecular function: guanyl-nucleotide exchange factor activity. The transcript is spliced from 18 exons.